AACGUCGUGCACCGUACGAAGAACUACAGUUCCCGGCCUGUCUCGCGCCUGGUGACGUCACUCCGCGGCGUCUCGGCGGCUGCGGACGUCGUUGACUACAGCUCCCGGCGUGCCCCGCGGCCCCCGGCAUCCCCGCGCGCUGCACGUGUGUCCUUGCCCCCUGGUCAGUCCGGGCGCGGGCCGGGCUCGGUGGUGCGCCUCGCUCCCGCCCGCCCGCCCGCCGCCGCCGCCGCGCCAUGUUGCGCUCGGCCGUGGUGAAGCGGUCCGUGAAGCGGGUGGUUCCCAGCAACCGCAUGAGAAUGAUCCUGGGCGCGGGGCAGGCGCAGCCCGGCCCCCCGCUGGGCCCCGUCCUGGGCCAGCACGGGAUCCCCAUUGGCGCCUUCUGCAAGGACUUCAACGACCGAACCAAGGACAUCAAGACCGGCGUCCCCCUGCCUGUGCGCAUCCACAUCAAGCCGGACCGCACCUAUGACCUGAACAUCCACCCCCCCACGACCUCCUACUUCCUGCUUGCGGCCGCUGGCAUCGAGAAGGGCGCGUCACAGCCCGGGCACGAGGAGGCAGGGGUGGUGUCGCUGUCGCAGCUCUAUGAGAUUGCGCAGGUGAAGAUUGAGGACCCCGGGUUCAAGCUGCGUGGGAAGGGCCUGGAGGACGUGGUGCGCUCGCUGCUGGGCUCAGCCCGCUCCCUCGGCCUGCGCGUCGUGCCCCGGCUCACCGUGGAGGAGUGCACCACCUUCCGCCAGCGCCGGGCAGACGAGCUGGCAGCCCAGGCUGCGGCCCUGAAGGAGGCUGAGGCUGCCAAGUGACUGCUCGGACCCCUGGGUUCUCCACCAGGUUGCGGGGCCUGGGAACUGGGGGACCUGGGGUCUCCCCUGGCUCCGGAGGUGCCAGUGCAAGCCCUGUCCCCCUUGGCCUGGCUGGUCAAUGGUGAAGCUGAUAAAAUAAACGCUUGAGACCUU
This is a messenger RNA of Alligator mississippiensis (American alligator), 959 nucleotides long. It is a transcript of the gene MRPL11, whose product is annotated as mitochondrial ribosomal protein L11. Gene Ontology annotation, cellular component: mitochondrial large ribosomal subunit; ribosome. Bases 237 to 806 code for a protein of 189 amino acids. Gene Ontology annotation, biological process: translation. The record is from RefSeq and is a predicted model, not a curated record. The transcript has 5 exons. NCBI's taxonomy places the organism in Eukaryota, Metazoa, Chordata, Crocodylia, Alligatoridae. Gene Ontology annotation, molecular function: large ribosomal subunit rRNA binding; structural constituent of ribosome.